Molecule: messenger RNA, 1425 nt
Organism: Pisolithus orientalis
Lineage: Eukaryota; Fungi; Basidiomycota; Agaricomycetes; Boletales; Pisolithaceae
Product: metallo-beta-lactamase protein
Exons: 8
Coding region: 96-1205 (369 amino acids)
Molecular function (GO): transferase activity
Source: RefSeq, a predicted model, not a curated record
CUUCUGAAGAGUUCUUCAUACCCAACCUGCGUUGGUGUCCUUUAAUUUGGCAAGUUUUCCGGGCGUCUAUCAGGAGUACUCGUAGAGCAUCCCUCAUGUCCACGCCUACCGACAACUCCCAACUUCGGGUGGGGCUGGUCGCAAUUAACCGAUUAACGAUAACAUUUCUCGUCGAUAACAGUAUCGAAUGGUUUGCGAAACUGCCCCCUGGAUUUAAGCUUGAGCUGCCACAGCACCUCUCUGACCCAAGAACCGUCAAAGAUCCACUGACAGGGGUUCCUAUAAUUAACCUAGAAGACUUCUGUUGCGGAGCUCAUGGGUUCUCUGCUUUAAUUGAGACUCAAAGAGGCGACGACGAAGAGAGGCACCUUACGCUGUUCGACACGGGUCCAGAUUCCAAGUCUAUCGUCCGCAAUGUAAUGGCCAUGCAAGUUCCGGUGGAUCAGAUCGAGAGGGUGGUCCUUUCGCACUGGCAUAGCGACCAUUCCGGUGGCAUGUUGUCAUUCUUGCAAAUGCGAAGCCCCGGUGCCCCGAAGUGUGUUGUUGAUCUUCACCCUGAUCGGCCAACUGCACGAGGAAUUGCAAUCCCUCCAACAUACGAGACUAUCAUCGGCCGAUUGCCAGCAGAUCCGACUUUCGAACUCAUCACAAGUGCCGGGGGAGUCGUUGAGAAACAUGCCGAAGGCCAUACUGUAGCUGGCGCGACGAUAUACGUUAGUGGUGAGAUACCGAGAGUCACGACGUUUGAACAGGGUCUACUGGGAGCGGUUAGAUUCGUAGAGGAAGACAGUAAACCUGGACGUUGGACUUCGGAACCUCACAUUAUGGAUGAGCGAUAUGUUGCGGUGGACGUGAUUGGGAAGGGGGUCAUCAUCUUCAGCGCAUGCUCCCAUGCGGGUAUUGUGAAUGUCGUCAAAGAUACCGUUCAAAGAUUCUCAAGGCCAAUCUAUAUGAUUAUUGGUGGGCUGCACCUCGGUAGUGCAGAUCUCGCUUCUCGUAUCGCACCCACUGUGGAUUUUUUGGCCAAUCAAUUGCGACCCUCCCCAACGUACGUACUUCCUAUGCACUGUUCCGGGUUUCAAUGUAAGGUGGCUCUGGACUCUGCCCUGGGAGAGGGCUGUGUCCCCGCUGGAGUCGGUGUUAAAGUAGAGGUUCACGGCGAUCGGGGCCAGGAGGAUAGACUGUCUUGUCCUACCUUCACUUAGAAGAUGCUAUCCCUGCGAUUAUUUCUCUCGUGGCUUUCCGAAUAUCUAGAAUUGACAAUAUGCACUUCCCUGCCGCUGAACGAGGAGAGGCGCUUGCGUCGAAAAACCUUCGAAUACGUGACACCCUUCGAAUUUGGAAAAAAAUGCACAUGUUGGUUGGCCAGUAGUGUCAUGAUCAAUAUUUUCUCGCAGCGAAGCCCCGGAUCAUCGAUCAUCCUUG